CGCUUGCAAAAGGGAGGACGCGCGUAACUUCCACACGGAGACAAACAGACACCGAGCUCCGUUCUCUCCGCCCGCCCCCCUGAGGUAAACGUAAUUUCCGGCGGUACCAACUGCUCCGGCCUCUCGUCACUUCCUCCGCUGCCGGCGCUUCCUGUUCCUGCCCAGCGCAGGUCGGCCUAGCUCGUGUUCACGUCCUGUGCGUGCGCCUCCUCCUUCCCCGCCGCCCGCUCGCUUCCUCCACCCCCCAGCCCUCGCCGCACGCGCCGCGUUUUCCUCCCGCCUCCCCGGAGCCGCCGCCGCCGCCAUGGCGAUGAGACAGACCCCGCUGACGUGCUCGGGGCACACGCGGCCCGUGGUGGACCUGGCCUUCAGCGACAUCACCCCCUACGGCUACUUCCUCAUCAGCGCCUGCAAGGAUGGUAAACCUAUGCUACGCCAGGGUGACACGGGUGACUGGAUUGGAACAUUUCUAGGUCAUAAAGGUGCUGUCUGGGGUGCCACUCUGAACAGGGAUGCCACUAAAGCAGCUACAGCAGCUGCAGAUUUUACAGCCAAAGUAUGGGAUGCUGUUUCAGGGGAUGAACUGAUCACACUGGCUAACAAGCAUAUUGUCAAAAGUGUGGAUUUUACUGAGGACAGCAAUUACCUGUUGACAGGUGGACAAGAUAAAUUGUUGCGUAUUUAUGACUUGAGCAAGCCAGAAGCAGAACCUCAGGUGGUCAGUGGACAUACUUCGGGUAUUAAAAAGGCUUUAUGGAGCAGUGAUGACAAACAGAUCCUUUCAGCUGAUGAUAAAACUGUCCGCCUCUGGGACCGGAAUACCAUGACUGAAGUAAAAGCAAUAAAUGUUUCAAUGUCUGUGAGCAGCAUGGAGUAUGUUCCUGUGGGAGAGAUACUGGUGAUAACCUAUGGGAGGACUAUUGCUUUUCAUAGUGCAGAGACUCUAGAGCAGAUUAAAUCGUUUGAAGCUCCUGCUACAGUCAACUCUGCAUCCCUUCACCCUGAGAAAGAAUUUCUUGUUGCAGGUGGUGAAGACUUUAAACUUUAUAAAUAUGACUAUAAUACAGGAGAAGAGCUAGAAUCUUACAAAGGACACUUUGGUCCCAUUCACUGUGUGAGAUUUAGCCCAGAUGGAGAGUUGUAUGCUAGUGGCUCUGAGGAUGGAACGUUAAGACUGUGGCAGACGACAGUAGGGAAAACAUACGGUCUUUGGAAAUGUGUAGUUCCUGAAGAGGAGGGUGGAGAGCUGGCAAAAGCAAGGGUCAGCCUUCCAGGAACUGCAGAAGAGGAGCUAGAAGACCUUGCUUCUGAAAAUUCAGAUUCCAUCUACAGCUCAACUCCUGAAGUUAAGGCUUGACCAUCACAGCUGUUAUGCAGCAAAUGGACAUAGCGACUAAAUCAAGCAAAUGGUGAUAAGCAGCAGCCUUCCAGAGUGUGCUCUCUAUAUAAGGCAAAGAUGGGCAGUAAUUGAUGAGAAUAUGUUGGAACUGGCUAGGUGGUAUCCAUAAGAGAACUGAGUAUCUAAAAAGACAAGGAGUAGUGUUUUGCUGUAUUUUAGCACACCUGCCUACUGUCUGAAUGAAGUGUGCAAGCCAAGAUCCAGUCUCUCCAAUUUCAAUUAAACUUAUUGUAGUGUGUUUUCUUUAUUACGGAGAAAAAAUGUAAUGGCUUUUACCAGUAUUUUUUUCUGAAAGUUGACAGAUGUGGCAUUAGUUGUAAAGAAGGGAUUAUGUGCUCAAGUAUUUGGUUCGUUUUUUCUGUUUUAUUGUACACCGCUUCUGAACAUCUAACUGUUUUCAGUUGUCUAAAUAAAAUGCCUUGACAACAGACUCAUAUUUUAUUGUUGUUUCACAUUGGGUUCAUGGAAUAGAAGAGCAAUUGUUAUUGCUCAGCUCUUACUAAUAUUCAUUUUUUUUAGUAUUCUGCAAAGAGGAAAAGGGAACAAGGAUUUUUUCAUAUUAAAGUCUCUGGAAUAGUGGGUGACGGGUACCCUGCUUCACAAGUCUUGUAUCUUUUAUUCUUUAAACUUAGUUAAAAUCUCUAAAAGAUCAUUUUUGAAACACCUGAAGUAUAUACUGCAAACAUAUUUUGGUUGUACAUCAGAAUUGUUUCAGAAGCUGACCAUAUUCGUUUACAGUGGAUUUGUACAGAGCAUGCUUUUAGUCAUCCAAGCUGGCUUACAAAAUAGGUUUUUCUUUUCCUUCAAUAUAAACCAUAUUUUUCUUCAUUAAAGCCAUGUUAUUACCAUA
Molecule: messenger RNA, 2249 nt
Organism: Chelonoidis abingdonii (Abingdon island giant tortoise)
Lineage: Eukaryota; Metazoa; Chordata; Testudines; Testudinidae
Product: serine-threonine kinase receptor-associated protein
Biological process (GO): spliceosomal snRNP assembly
Cellular component (GO): SMN complex
Molecular function (GO): protein binding; RNA binding
Source: RefSeq, a predicted model, not a curated record